GCGUUGGCCGCGCCGCCCCCCGCGCUCCCGGUGCCGCUCCACUCCGGUGCCGCUCCGCUCCCGGCCCCAGCCCGCUCCCGUCCCGUCCCGCUCCGCUCCGGCCCGGCCGCACCAUGAGGGAGAUCGUCCACAUCCAGGCGGGGCAAUGCGGCAACCAGAUCGGCGCCAAGUUCUGGGAGGUGAUCAGCGACGAGCACGGCAUCGACCCCAGCGGCAACUACGUGGGGGACUCGGACCUGCAGCUUGAGCGCAUCAGCGUCUACUACAAUGAGGCCUCUUCUCACAAGUACGUGCCUCGCGCCAUCCUGGUGGACCUGGAGCCGGGGACGAUGGACAGCGUGCGCUCUGGUGCCUUUGGCCACCUCUUCCGCCCCGACAACUUCAUCUUUGGGCAGAGCGGUGCCGGCAACAACUGGGCCAAGGGCCACUACACGGAGGGCGCCGAGCUGGUGGACUCGGUGCUGGACGUGGUGCGCAAGGAGUGUGAGAACUGCGACUGCCUGCAGGGCUUCCAGCUGACCCACUCGCUGGGCGGGGGCACCGGCUCGGGCAUGGGCACGCUGCUCAUCUCCAAGGUGCGCGAGGAGUACCCCGACCGCAUCAUGAACACCUUCAGCGUGGUGCCGUCGCCCAAGGUGUCGGACACGGUGGUGGAGCCCUACAACGCCACGCUGUCCAUCCACCAGCUGGUGGAGAACACGGACGAGACCUACUGCAUCGACAACGAGGCGCUCUACGACAUCUGCUUCCGCACCCUCAAGCUGGCCACCCCCACCUACGGCGACCUCAACCACCUGGUGUCGGCCACCAUGAGCGGCGUCACCACCUCCCUGCGCUUCCCCGGCCAGCUCAACGCCGACCUGCGCAAGCUGGCCGUCAACAUGGUGCCCUUCCCGCGGCUGCACUUCUUCAUGCCCGGCUUCGCGCCGCUGACGGCCCGGGGCAGCCAGCAGUACCGCGCCCUCACCGUGCCCGAGCUCACCCAGCAGAUGUUCGACGCCAAGAACAUGAUGGCAGCGUGCGACCCCCGCCACGGCCGCUACCUCACCGUGGCCACCGUCUUCCGUGGCCGCAUGUCCAUGAAGGAGGUGGAUGAACAGAUGCUGGCCAUCCAGAGCAAGAACAGCUCCUACUUUGUGGAGUGGAUCCCCAACAACGUCAAGGUGGCCGUGUGCGACAUCCCGCCGCGGGGGCUGAAGAUGUCCUCCACCUUCAUCGGCAACAGCACGGCCAUCCAGGAGCUCUUCAAGCGCAUCUCGGAGCAGUUCACGGCCAUGUUCCGCCGCAAGGCCUUCCUGCACUGGUACACGGGCGAGGGCAUGGACGAGAUGGAGUUCACCGAGGCCGAGAGCAACAUGAACGACCUGGUGUCCGAGUACCAGCAGUACCAGGACGCCACGGCCGAGGAGGAGGGCGAGAUGUACGAGGACGACGAGGAGGAGUCGGAGGCGCAGGGCGCCAAGUGACGCCCGCCGCCCCCGGCACUGCCCGCGGCCCCCCGGCUUCGCGCUGCUGCAGCCCCCGGUGCUGCCCCCCGCCAUCCCCUCAGUGUCUCCUGACCCCGGCCCCCCCUGAGCCGGCUCGGCCCCCCGCCCCCCUUCCUACCUCCCCCCUUUUCGUUUUUUACUGGUUUGUGUCUUAUUAUUUUUUUUGAAUACUUAAUAAAUUUAUUGCUGUCCAGGUA
This is a messenger RNA of Zonotrichia leucophrys gambelii, 1684 nucleotides long. It is a transcript of the gene TUBB3, whose product is annotated as tubulin beta 3 class III. Gene Ontology annotation, cellular component: microtubule; cytoplasm. The coding region runs from base 114 to 1466 and encodes 450 amino acids. Gene Ontology annotation, biological process: mitotic cell cycle; microtubule cytoskeleton organization; axon guidance. The transcript is spliced from 4 exons. NCBI's taxonomy places the organism in Eukaryota, Metazoa, Chordata, Aves, Passeriformes, Passerellidae. Gene Ontology annotation, molecular function: GTP binding; GTPase activity; structural constituent of cytoskeleton. The record is from RefSeq and is a predicted model, not a curated record.